AUGGGGAGAGAAUUGGACAGAGAGCUCAGAGGUCUCUGGGUUGGGCCAAUGCCUGUCCAAGAUUUUGUGGAUGAAUUUCUACCCCUCAGUGACUGCUGCCCUAUGCCUCAGGUGCCAACGGACCUCAUUCGGAACCUGCCAUCAACAGGAGACAAGACGAUGCCGACCCAACUGGCGGCGGUGGUCAAAAUCGCGGGACUGUUUCCCGGACUGCAGAUGGUUGACACAUCGGAUCACCACGACAGCAACGCAGACGAGCACAAGAAGUUUAGGCCUGAUAUAUCCACAUAUCUCGACGAGAUAACCACCUCCAAGCACAGCGCGCAUUUUGAGGCCGAAGAGUUGAUAUUCGACCUCAAGCCUCGAUCGGCGCCGGCGCACCCAUUCAACGAUCCUGAACCCAAUGCGACAGCAGAAGAAUUGCUCAAACACACUUUCGAGACAGAUACAGACGCCGGAAUAUUAUAUAGUGGACAGAUCGCGGCUUAUCUUACAGAGUGGUUCAGUCGUCAACAUCGCAAGCAUGGGUUUUUGGUCUACCUCGCGAACGGCGGGAUGCGUUUCAUCAGAGCUGACCGCUCCGGAAUAAUCGUUUCGCGGUUAUUUGAUUGGAGGCAGGAACCUCGAAUUUUCUCUGAGUUUCUUUGGCGAUUCGCUCACCUCACACCUGGGCAACGCGGACGCGACACAACCCUGCGCCCUGCCACAGUAGUCGAGAAAAGUCUCGCCCUUCUCAACCUAUGGCCCUGGGAGCCCAAGACGGAACGGCCCAUUGUUGUCCUCCGAGUACCAGAAGCCGACCAAGAUGGAUUCCGUGAGGUCAUUGCUUGGGGAGCGAUGGCUGACGUGGAUUCGCUGGCCGGUAGAGCCACACGCGCUUGGCCAGUGUAUGAUAUUAAACUCAAGAAGGUCAUUUUCCUCAAGGAUUCUUGGCGCUCCCUUGUGCCAGGAAUGGAGAAGGAAUCAGAGAUUUUGUCAGAACUCGAUAAGGCGGGUGUGCGGAACGUUCCGAAGCUCGUCUGUGGGGACGAUAUCGACGGUCACCUCACACGCACUCAUGAAUUUUCAUCCAAUCCUUGGAAUGCUGGAGGGACGGAGAUUACCCCUCGGGCUCAACAUCGGUUUCUCGAGGAUUUUAUUGGCAAGCAUUUAUGUCACUUUACUUCAUCGAAGCAAUUCAUGCAAGCUGUUUACGACGCAUUUGUUGCUCACCAGGAUGCAUACGAGAAGUGUGGAAUACUUCAUCGCGACGUUAGCGGGAAUAAUGUCAUGAUGAAGCAUGAUGGCGGUGGGAUCCUCAACGACUGGGAUCAAGCCGGGAGAAUUGCUGAUAUGGCCAACGGUUCUCGGCCUCUCUUUCGUUCGGGCACCUGGUACUUCAUGUCAAUUCUGCUCCUCGAAAGACCGGGUAAACUUCAAGAUCUACAGGACGAUAUUGAGUCCUUCGUCUACGUUGUUCUUUACCACGUCAUCCGAUAUAUGGGUCAUACUGGGGCUGAUAAAGUUCCUAUCAUCAUGGAGGGGAUAUUUGACGACUACAAAAUAGAUCUUGACGGCAAUUGUAUAGGAGGGGCUGGAAAGAGAUGUCUCCUAAACAAUUGGGCAUACCUUGGGCGUGUUUUUGCUUCCCGGGGUAACUCGCCCAUGCGUCAUUGGCUUAGAUAUACACUCGAGUCUACGGACGAGUGGCUUUCCUAUGCGACGAGGUGCCACAUCCUCUACGACAAAGAGUCAGACCUACUGCAAAGCAUGUUCGAAGACGAGGAGGAGGAAGUGGAAUCAUGUCAGCCUGAUGUUACGGAUCCAGCUUCCUCGACCCAGCAUCUUCGUUUCCAUAAUCACCAUUCUCUAGCGGCGAAGUGGCUUGCUGUGCUUAACAAGAACUGGCCUCAGGAUGACAAAGCUCUUGAUCACAUGAAAAAUUCAUCCUUUCAGAAACGUGAACACGACGAUGAUCCCUUCGAAGCCCGUCCUCCUUCCAAGAAAUGUCGAACAAUAGCUACGCCUUAUGUGACUUCGGCACCGACCUGA
This is a messenger RNA of Laccaria bicolor S238N-H82, 2031 nucleotides long. RefSeq lists its product as uncharacterized. The transcript is spliced from 4 exons. The record is from RefSeq and is a predicted model, not a curated record. Lineage: Eukaryota; Fungi; Basidiomycota; Agaricomycetes; Agaricales; Hydnangiaceae. Bases 1 to 2031 code for a protein of 676 amino acids.